Messenger RNA from Lachancea lanzarotensis, 465 nucleotides. Its product is annotated as LALA0S04e07558g1_1. The record is from RefSeq and is a predicted model, not a curated record. Lineage: Eukaryota; Fungi; Ascomycota; Saccharomycetes; Saccharomycetales; Saccharomycetaceae. Bases 1 to 465 code for a protein of 154 amino acids. The transcript has a single exon.
AUGGAACAGACGACGGCAUACGUAUCCGCAUGGCUGACACGUACUACGCUAUCGUGGGAGGACCGCGGGCUACCGCGGAUCGACACGUUGUCGUUCGUUCUCGGAGCGGUCGCAGCGCUCAUGCUCUCUUUCCUUGAACCGGUGCUCAAGGCCCUCAUUGGCGGACUACUGGUCAGUCUUCUGACGCUGUUGAAGUACGCCAUUUGUACCGGAGGCGUUGUGGCGUGUUGGAUCAUAUUAAAGUCUAAAAAAGGGACCGUUUCUGAGUCCCGCGCCAAAUCAAUUGGUGAAAGUACGGAUCAAGAUGCCCGAAAACAGUUUAUGCAGCGAGCGACACCUGCCACUGCCGACAACUACGAAAUUGUUGACUACCAAAAUGUCAAGAAACAUCAUUCACCUCUGACGAAGCCGGUUCACAUCAAAUCACCGUAUGAACAAUUCGUGAGCCAGGCUAGAACCAGUUAG